CGCGCCGGGGCGGCGCUGGGCGGGCUCCUCCUCCUCGCCCUCCUCCCCGCCUUGCUCGGGCUCAGCCGCCGCGCGGCCGGGCUGCUCCUCCUUCCUCCCCCGGGCGCCCGCGGCGAUGUUCAACCGCGCUGUGAGCCGGCUGAGCAGGAAGCGGCCGCCGUCAGACAUCCAUGACAGUGAUGGUAGUUCCAGCAGCAGCCACCAGAGUCUCAAGAGCACUGCCAAGUGGGCGACCUCCCUGGAGAGUCUGCUGGAAGACCCCGAAGGCGUGAAGAGAUUCAGGGAAUUUUUGAAAAAGGAAUUCAGUGAAGAAAAUGUUUUGUUCUGGCUAGCGUGUGAAGAUUUUAAGAAAAUGCAAGAUAAAAAGCAGAUGCAGGAAAAGGCCAAGGAGAUCUACAUGACCUUUCUGUCCAACAAGGCCUCAUCUCAAGUCAACGUGGAGGGGCAAUCGCGGCUCAAUGAAAAGAUCUUGGAAGAACCACACCCUCUGAUGUUCCAGAAACUCCAGGACCAGAUCUUCAACCUUAUGAAGUACGACAGCUACAGUCGCUUCUUAAAGUCUGACUUGUUUUUAAAAUACAAGCGAACCGAGGAAGAGGAGGAAGACGAACCCGAUGCUCAAACUGCAGCUAAACGAGCUUCCAGAAUUUAUAAUACAUGAGCCCCCAAAAGCCAGGACUGUCACCCCCCCCCCCGAAGCAGAGGGGCUCGCUCUCAGGACUGUUCGGGGUUAUCAUUGCUUUGUUACGUGCAAGGACCAAAUGUACAAAACCCUUCGAUGGGAUGUGUGUAUUUUAUUAACUGCUUGACCAGUAAGUUUUGCAUGACGGCUAAUCUUACAUAAACAUAGCUUUGAGGUUUCGGUUCACACAACAAGCAGAGAUUGCUUCCACACUGGACACUUGGGACAUUUAAUAGCUUGAUUAAACUUCACGUGAGGCCACAAGGUGAAACCUAUAGCCACCUUUACCUUGUAAGUCUUUGCCCUGCUUCUGUGGCAAGGGGUUGUGUGUGUCCCCAGAUUCACUUGCAAAUUAAUUUUAAGCACAAAUUCAUGUGACAUCAGACUACUAGGGCUGUCAUCUUGUCAGUUGCCUUCUGAGUGAAAUACUUCUUGAGAGCCAGUUCAGUGCUGGACAAAGAAAAUGAGUCACUGAUAGCCUAAAGAUUUGGGGAGUAGCAUGUGAGCAGCGGCAAAGGGUUAUUAUUUCUUGUGCGUGGGCUGGUCCUGGUUUUGCUCGCAAUCCGUGACAUUUCAUGCCACACAGAUAAAUAGUUUGGCCCAACGGAAACAAGAUCUCACUCAACCAGGAAGGAAGAAAAGACAAAUGGGAAGUUGUUCGGGGUGGUGCCCUUGCCAACUCCAGGUGGCGGUGAAUAGGACCCGGGCAUAGGCGCGUGCUGAGCACAGAGCUGUUGGGGUGACCCCCUUCUCCCAGAGCCCACAUGUGGACAUCACCACCUUCUCCUCUGCGACCCCCUUUGCUGGCCUUGUUGGCCCUGGCUUGAGGCUGCAGCCAGGGAGAUGUGCCCCUCAGCCUGCGUUUCUUGAUGGAGAGGCUGUGGAUGGGACUGGUGGCCCUGUGUCCCUGCCAGCCCAGGAACGCCUCCUUUACAGUGGAGCCCAGCAGUCCCAGGUCAGGCUCCUGCCCUUUAGCUAACGCCCCUGCCAUCUGCAGGGCUGGCUGUCGUUUCCCCAGUGUCUUUGCUAAGCCUCCAACUCUGAUUUGUGCAACAUAACCAGCCUCAGUUGCUUAUAAGCCUUCUGGUUGUUUCCAUUUGCAGUAUUUUCUGGUGUUGAAUAUAACUGAUCCAGCAGGACCCUCUGGAGAGAGAAGGGAGGAGAGUUUACGUUUCCCCUGGGUAACGCCCAUUGUAAACCAAGGCUGGGUCUGUUCUGCUCAGCCUGUUUGCAGGCCCCUCCUGCAGAUCCCCAGAUCCCAGCUUAGUCAUCGUCCACUGCAUCCAGCGAUGCAGUCCUUCCAUCUUGGGGCUGCGGGAGGAUGGCCUUUGGGGAAGCAUUCACCACCGAGGACUGGGUCACCACCUGAGUGUCCGUCCCAGACAGCAGACAUCGUCCCCACUGCCUCAGAGCUUCCCAGACAGGGGUCCUGCCUCUGCCUUCUCUGCCUGUUGGAGAACCUGGGAAUGAGUCAGGGAUGCUGAGAAGACACCCAAGAGCCCAGGGCCAGAGAAGUACGGUCAUAGCCAAGCAGAAUAGACCAGCGCAUGCUCGAGAGUGAAGAUGAGACCCCACACUGCUUCUGCAGCUCGGCUUCCCCACAAUGGGGCAGAGUGGGCAGGAACAGAGGGAGGUGGGGCGGUGAGAGGGAAGGGAGGUGGGCUGAGGCUUCCCUCUGACUUUCCCCUUUCACCACUGGGUUCAGAGACCCUUUUAGAUAAUGAUCUCUUUAUAAGGCCCUAGAUAAAGGAAGCAGCCAGAGUUACCCAGAAGAUGGUCUCCCAGAGAAAUGCCACUCCUCCCUCCGACUUGCCUGCCUGACCGCCUGCAUCCGUGCCAAUCUCAGAACUGAGGCACGUACAGAAUUCAGAGUCCUAAGUAGUCCCAAAGGGAGGCGGGAAGACUGUAGGGAAUCCAUGGGGCCAAAUGAAUGCCUCUCUGGCCCUUCACUUUCAACUUUAUGCCUGUCCAUCUAUCCAUCCAUCCUUCCAUUGAUUAGUAUUUAAAUUGUGUCCACACUGAGCAAGGGACAGUGUUGGGUGUCAGGAUUCAACGGGGGAUAAACUGCCUUGCUCCAGUGUCAUGUGGAGGGGUCUAAAAGAUGUAGGUCUUAUUAUUCAGGUCUAGCAAGGCCAACCGCUUGGGAGACAUUUGUCAUUGAAAAAAGUUUGCUACUGUUCCUGAGAGGAGGGGGCACACCAAGUUGUGCAGGGUCACACGGGGAUGCACCAGGCUCUGUCAGAAGGCAAGGAGGGCUCAGAUCGUGAGCAGGAGCCUUCAUUGUGGUUUCCUUGGCAAAGGCGAGAAGAUCAGCAGGCCGACUGGCUAGUUGGCAUCUUCUCCUGGACUCUGGGACAUUUGGAUUGUCCCCACUGUCUGGUACCUGGCCCUGGGGUGAUCAGGGCAGGUGGAUAGUGGCCCCGAGUGUGAGAACCUGGUAAGGAGGUGUCACAUAGGUUAUAUGCUCUGGAUUGGCUGGUUUGGAGGAAGCAGCCCUCCCCAGGAGGGACAGCCCCUCCAGGGUCAGCAAGGCCCUGGAUGGCAAAGUAUCAGAAU
This is a messenger RNA of Sciurus carolinensis (gray squirrel), 3238 nucleotides long. It is a transcript of the gene Rgs10, whose product is annotated as regulator of G protein signaling 10. Lineage: Eukaryota; Metazoa; Chordata; Mammalia; Rodentia; Sciuridae. Gene Ontology annotation, molecular function: GTPase activator activity; G-protein alpha-subunit binding. The transcript has 5 exons. Gene Ontology annotation, biological process: regulation of G protein-coupled receptor signaling pathway. The coding region runs from base 116 to 661 and encodes 181 amino acids. The record is from RefSeq and is a predicted model, not a curated record.